Epinephelus fuscoguttatus (brown-marbled grouper) is the source of this 5712-nucleotide messenger RNA. It is a transcript of the gene slc25a48, whose product is annotated as solute carrier family 25 member 48. The coding region runs from base 119 to 1069 and encodes 316 amino acids. Gene Ontology annotation, molecular function: transmembrane transporter activity. Lineage: Eukaryota; Metazoa; Chordata; Actinopteri; Perciformes; Serranidae. The record is from RefSeq and is a predicted model, not a curated record. The transcript is spliced from 7 exons. Gene Ontology annotation, cellular component: mitochondrion. Gene Ontology annotation, biological process: transmembrane transport.
GUCCCGAACACAUCGGUAUCAAUAAAAGCUGCAGCUUGGUCGGUGUCCUGCUCAUUUCUGAUUGGCUGACUGAUGAGAAGCACACGGCUGAAGUUUGGACAGCAGCUCUGACGUGAAGAUGAAAAACUCAAAGAGUUUUCAGUUGGAUGAUUUUAUCGCAGGAUGGAUUGGCGGAGCGUCCAGUGUGGUCGUGGGCCAUCCGCUUGACACAGUGAAGACGCGGCUUCAGGCGGGAAAAGGCUACAGAAACACUCUACACUGCAUCCUCACCAUCUACAGGAAGGAAACGGUUUCCGGUUUCUUUAAAGGCAUGUCUUUCCCGUUGGCCACCAUCACCGUCUACAACUCAGUGGUGUUUGGCUUCUUCAGUAACACACAGAGACUUAUUAGCAAGUAUCGCUAUGGUGACGGGCGGCAUCCCUGCGGCAUGGUGGACCUGACUGUGGCCAGUAUGCUGACUGGACUGGUGUCAGUGGGUCUGGGAGCUCCGGUUGAUCUGGUCAAGAUCAGACUGCAAAUGCAGACGCAGAUGGUUGUAACAGAGAACUUGCAGCUUGCAGGCAACGUAUCGGAUGGCACCAGUAUCCCUCUGCGCUCCAUUGACAUGAACAGCCAGAGACUCUACCGAGGCCCCAUCCACUGCAUCAGCAGUAUCCUGCAGAGUGAGGGCCUGCAGGGCCUGUACAGAGGGGGCGGGGCCAUGCUUCUGAGGGACGUUCCUGGAUACGUGCUCUACUUCAUCCCCUACUCCAUCUUCUGUGAUCUGCUGAAGCCAGACGCCACGUCAAGCCCGCAUCCUGGUUCCAUCUGGCUGGCUGGAGGACUGGCAGGGUCCAUUUCCUGGGUCACGGCCACGCCAGCUGAUGUAGUGAAGAGUCGAAUGCAGGCCGACACUCAGCUGCAGAGGAAGUACAGAGGAAUCUUACACUGUAUCAUCCACAGCUACAGGACGGAGGGAGCACAAAUUUUCUUCCGUGGAGCGUCCGUCAACGCCAUCCGAGGCUUCCCAAUGAGCGCCACCAUGUUCCUGACCUACGAACUGUCCCUGCAGUUCUUCAGGAGUUUCUAGGACAGAGGAAACACAUUGGGUGUAAAAGGAAUUGCACUCAGUUUUUUGGCCAAUGAGCAGUUUGUUUGAGACAAGAGGUUUUAGAAACCGCGAGUCAGAACAUUUUGCUGUCAGGUGAUGAAAUACUUGAGCUUCUACUGACUUUCAUGCCUUAGAAAGAGUGGUUAUUGAUUAUUAGGCAACUUUAUUCAUUACAACCAAACUCAACAUGCUUUACAUAAAAAAAAAUCCAAUGAAAAUAGAUAUAUGAAUAUAGACCCUUAAUUGUGCAAUAUUUUGAUUUGUUGGCAUCAUACUGUUACCCAUGGCAACAAGCCUGGCUGACAGUGAGUUGAUGAUGGACUGUGCGGUGGUUCCAAAAAAGAGGAGCUUCAGUAGUGUGCAAUAAAGUGUGGCGUUGGCUCAGAGGGAACUCAUUCAGCGGCCCUUUAUGGCAGCAGCACAGUGAUUCUGUCUCCCAACAGCCUGUCACAGGUUACAGCCUGAUGAUCAAUGGUUUAUAUUUAUUGAUCCAGGGGACAUUUUUUAAAAUGUGAUUUAGUUGAACUAUUAAUAUUGUAACAGAACCUGAAUCUGACUCUGAGUCACUGUUGUUGUUCACAAACUAAAGAAAUGAUAUCAUCACUUUUCUUUAGUUUUUACUCAAUAUUUUAAGCAAACUGUGAAACCACGUCACUGAUUCUGUUCUUAAAUUGAUAAUUCAAUCAUUUUUUACUAAUUUCUCAAUUCGUCAAGAAUAUCGUCAAGUAUUCUGAGAUUAUUUCAGGCCCAUGUUGCCCUAUGUUUCACCACAGCUUUGCACAUGGUGCAUUCAGCAGUUCAGCCCUGUGUUAGUGCAGCAUGUCAGGAAAUUAGCAUGCACAGAUUUUAGCAGUAAUUAUUUUGAGACGUUGGUGUUGCACACGUUGGCAUCUUAUACUUAUAUAUUAUAUAUACUUACAUGCUUCAGCUGCCAGUUUCUAGUUUAACAGAGGAAUUUAAAUGUACCAAGGUCAGGACAGAGCUCUUGUUAUCUAGUAGUAAGGACGUGGGAGUUAGGAGUGUGGUUCCAAAUCCAACCAAGGGAGGAAGUGGAACCCAAGAUCGACAGAUCGACAGUUCAGGAGGCAGAGGCAGCUCUUAGGCAUGCAGAGAUUGUAGGUAAUGUUCAGUUUGGCCGGGGAGGCCUGGGGCUUGGCUCAAACCGGUAUGGAAUAAAGCAGGUCUCAGAGAUAAAAGAAAGCUGGUUGUAGAACAGAUACGUAGACAGGAGGAGAUAGUAAGGGGUGCAAAGGUAGUGGCCCAGGCUAAACAGGGACAGUUGUUGAAUUGGGAAAGUGUAGAGAAGAGGAAGCUUAGUUGGAGGGACCUGUGGAGUAUGGAGGAGAAUCGUAUUAGAUUCCUGGUAGGAGCUACAUAUGAUGUGUUACCAACCCUCCAGAACCUAAAACUGUGGGUAAAGUUAGCUUGUGAGAAGGCCGAUAUACAUGGCGACAUAACCAGGUGUUGAAAUGUUUAGCUGCAGGCAUCGAAGGCAAACGAAGACAGGUGAAUUCAGAAGGUUUUAAGAAUAGGAGUUUAGUAAUUCAGUGUGUCCGUGAGGGAGAGAAAUACAGAUGAGAUAAGUUAGUGAGGAGGCAAGGGUGUGGCCGCCUAGAAGGUGCUUGUGAUUGGGAAAUGCAAGUAGAUUUAGGGGGAAAGCUUGUUGUUCCCCAGGAAAUAGUUUGUACCAAGCAGAGGCCUGACUUAGUGUUGUGGUCAGUGAGUCAACGGAUAGUUUAUUUCAUUGAGCUGACAAUUCCUUGGGAAGACUCAGUGGAAGAAGCCUAUGAAUGAAAAAAGGUUAGAUAUGCAGGCUUAGGAGCAGAAGCUGAGCAGCGAGGGUGGAAGACUAGGAUUUGUCCAGUGGAAGUGGGGUGUAGGGGAUUCAUAGAAUGAUCAGCUGUCUUGCUCCUGGGGGAACUAAAGAUCUAGUCUAGUUAGUCGAUUUGGAUGAAGAGAAAUAAUGUCAGUUGGGGGCCAGCAGGGGGAACUACUAAGCAGGGAACAUAACUCCUUGAGAUCAGGUGGAGAGAUCCACUUCCUCUCAGGAGGAAAUCCAGGAAGAGGAAGGUUAUUUAAGUGUGGCAGUGGCCUAUUUGAAUCCCUUUUGUUUGAGGCCAUGCUGCAAGGUGAGUGUGUUUGCUGAUCCUGUAAGUUUAUCUAUCUCCUUUAACUUUAGCUUAUAUUGUAGUUAUGCUAUGUAGCGUGUGAAAUAGAGUAUGGUGAAUGUGCUAGGAAAGGUAGUAUCAGCACUGUCUCUACCUGCAGCUCGCAUGUACGGAGCCUGGGUUUGUUGAAGGUGGCAGUGCUGUUUGGGCUGAGAAAGCCAUGCGUAAGUAAGGUAAAGGAGGUUAUUGGGUUGGUGUGGGGAGCAGUGAGACCUGGCAUUAGGGGAGUGUCUCUGGGAUGCCAGAUCACGACCCGAUGACCCCAAAGACAUGUUAGUUAUCACUGCUCACUGGUCUAUAUAGUUAAGCCUUGCCAUAAUAGCUUAUCAUAGGGCUUAGGAGGUUAUUCACUGAGUGCUGAUCCUUUCUCUAGAGCACAAACGUCUUGUGUUUAUUUGAACUUUCUAAAGCAAAUUUACCAAAGAACUCUGUGUGUUUCUCUGAACGUAUUGAAGUUAUGUUUUCUGUUUGGGAUCAGUCUGACCUGAAACUGGUUUUUAUUUUUCAGAAUUUUUAAUACUUAGAGUGGAACAGUGGUCCUGUGGACCAUCAGCAUCACACAAUAACAUUAUCACUACGUCAUUACACAGAUUUAAACAGUGGACAGUGAUGUAGUGAUUUUUAGGUUGAAAGCUCUAAAGAAAGAGAGAAAGAGCUGAUUUUUAUUUAACCAUCAUUUAGCAUCAUAUCAGUAACUAUAUUUAAACAUGUAAUAGUGACCUUUGACAUGUUUAAGUCACUUCAAAACCAUGUCAUUAAUCCCUGUAAGGACAAUUUCUGUUUAAGUUACAACUUUAUUUAACCUCUACGUUUGAACAAAACUCAGCUUCCUUUUAACCCAAAAUGUCAUAUGACCUGCAAAUCAACAAAUAAGUGGUUGUCGUCAUCACAUGUACUUUACAGUGUUAUUCAUGAAAAAACAAGGGAGCUGUACACGAUAAAAUAAGACAUGAAAAUAGGGCUGAAUGCUUUUAUAAUGGAUGUGGCAUUUUCAACACAAUGUCGUGUUUUUUAGCAGGUCAGUCUCAGUGAGCGUUUAGUGUUUUUUUUUUUUUUUAUAAUUUUCUGUUAGUUGGCACAGUUAAAAUUUGCCAUUUUAAUAUUUUCACAUUUGUAAUGAGAACAUUAAAUGUCAGUUGUAAAUUAUUUAACUUUUGAAUGAAAUUCAGAAAUAGAUGUUUGCUCUUUAAAUUUUAUUGAAAAUGACACAUCCAUUCACAACAUGAAUUGCCUUUCAGUGCACACAGACUGAAUGUGCGUCCCCUGUUUACACCUGCACAUACAGUGGUGGAAAAAACACCCUUAAAAUUUUACACAAUCUCAAAUAUUAUCAUGAAAUAUUUGUGGAAAAAUCUUUUUUGUGUUUCAAAAGGUGUGGCUGCAUUAGACAGAUACAAACAAAUACAAAUUAUAUUUUUUUUGUUUAUUGUUUACAAGAAAAACUAACAAAACUAAAUUCUUGACAGUUUCAAUAUGUCAGUUCUCAACAUUGUCGGUAUCAAAGUCAACAAAUAACAGAGAAUGUGUUCAAAACUGAACAAAAAAUAAAUAAACCAUCACAUCAUCAAAUUAAUAUUUAGUAGUUCUGCCAUUGGCACGUAGUAGAGCUCUAAUCCUGGCUGGCAUGUUCCCCACGAGCCUUUCACACUGUUGAGGGGUAAUCUUGUCCCAUUCUUCUUGAAUUACUGCUUUUAAUUCUUCUAAAUUCUUUGGUUUAUGCUUUGAAACAGACCUUUUGAUAAUCCACCACAGAUUUUCAAUGGGGCUCAUGUCCGGGGAUUGAGCUGGCCAGUCUAAGACCUGGAUACUGUGGGCAUCUUGAUAGCCUUGUAGGACCUUAAGCCAUGAUCUAAAAGUCGGCCACGUACAGUGCGGGUGGAACACUGGACACCAGUUUGGUUUGACCACUGCUGCUGAAGCUCCUGUGAUGUCAUUCGGCGGUUUUGCCUGCCGAAGUUAAUUAUAACUUCACAUUAUUAUCAAGCUUAUUCAUAUAAUACAGUUAAAAUGCAUUAAUUCAGACACAUAGAAGCUAAUGUUCCUAAUGCUAACUGUCCUGUUAUUGUUGUAUAAAGUCUGCAGAGUUAACGCAGAAUCAUGAAUCUGAGCAGUUUAAACACAUUUAUAGCCAGUGAUGCAUAGAGUUUCAUUUUAAAAUGAGAUUUACUUGAAACUGAUGAAAUAAUUACUUACAUGAAUAAAAACGUGAAGUCAUGUUGAGAUUUUCUCUAUCAUGAAAUCAUUACAUUCAAGACAAAAUCAUUAAAUUAUAAAUCAAUUCUUCAUUCAUAAAUUGGAUAUUUCUGAUUUUAGAGUCAACAUCUUCAAAGAAAUGUCUUUGCUGUGUGUGAGCCAUAUUUUAAAUAGUUUUCUUGUUGUGUAAAUACGUUGUAAAUAUGUAAACUACCAUUCCAGAUGGUAUUUUAUUGUAAAUAAAUAAAAUUUUUAAACAUG